AUGAAACUAUUGACUAACAACACAACAACAGAGACAAGACUUCACAAAACGGCCCGUCAAAGAGAAACAUGGACAAAUACAUGUUAUUGAAUUCAGAGGAGUUAGAGGAGUUAGAGGAGCCAGACUUCAGGAUUGUGCUUGUUGGGAAAACUGGAGCAGGGAAAAGUGCAACAGGAAACACCAUCUUACAGAAGAAGGCUUUUCAAUCUGAAAUGUCUGCUGACACAGUGACAUCAGAGUGUCAGAAGGAAACAGGAGAGUUUGAAGGUCAAAAACUGGAGGUUGUUGAUACUCCAGGUCUGUUUGACCCCAGUAAAUCUCAAGCGAAGGUGACGAAAGAGAUCGUUAAAUCCAUGUCAAUGGCUGCUCCUGGUCCUCAUGUGUUCCUGGUUGUGAUCCAGUUGAGAAGGUUCACAAAAGAAGAAGAAGAAACAGUGAAAAUCAUUCAGAUGGUCUUUGGAGAAGAGGCAGCACGUUACACCAUGGUCUUAUUCACCCAUGGAGAUGAGCUGAAUGUAGAGGGAGUCUCUAUAGAAAAAGUAAUUGGUAAAAAUAAAGCUCUCCAUGACUUCCUCAGACAGUGUCAUGGAGGAUACCAUGUUUUCAACAACAGAGACAAAGAUCCAUCUCAAGUCCGUGAGCUGCUGGACAAGAUCAACGAAAUGGUUCAGAAAAAUGGAGGAAGCUACUACACCAAUGAAACGCUCCAAGAGGCUGAGAGAGCCAUAAAAGAAGAAAUGGAACGUCUUCAGGAAGAAAAUCCCGGUCUGGAGCCUGGAGAGGCAAGAAGAAGGGCAGAGAAAGAUAACGGGUUCAUAUUGGCCGUUCUACAAGGUGCUUGUGCUGGUGUUAAAUUCGGAGCUAGUGUUGGAGGAGCUCUUGCAGCUGAAAUUGGAGCAGCAGUUGGACUUGUGGGGGGUCCAGUGGGAGCUCUAGUAGGAGCUGCAGUAGGAGCUGCAGUAGGAGCUGGAGUGGGAGCUGCAGUUGUAGCUAUAAAUGCAGCAGUGAAAAAGGCACCUUCAUGCAGGAAGAGAAGAGACAGUAAGGAUCACCCCCCAGUCUUCAGACUGGUUCUUGUUGGGAAGACUGGGGCAGGGAAGAGUUCCAGUGGAAACACCAUACUGGGAAGAGACGCCUUCAAUGCAGCAGUCAGCCAAACGUCAGUCACCAGACAGUGCCGUAAGAAGAAGGGGAAGGUGUUCAACAGAGAGGUGACCAUCGUCGACACCCCCGGCCUCUUCGACACCUCGUUACCUGCGAGCACAGUGAAGAGGGAGAUCGCCAAAUGCAUCAACAUGUCAGCCCCGGGGCCCCACGCCAUCCUGCUGGUCAUCAAGGUGGGGCCCUUCACUAAUGAGGAACAGGACGCUGUGAAGCAGGUGGAGGAGGUGUUUGGGAAGGAUGCAUGGAAGUACACCAUCAUCCUCUUCACCCAGGACGACCAAACGGCUGCAGAGGUGGAGAGACAGCUGAAGGAGUCUGGACCCGAGCUGCAGGAGAUCCUGAGGAGAGUCAACCACCGAUACCACAUCCUCAACAACAACAAGACCAACGAGCGUGGUCAGGUCCUGGAUCUGCUGGACAAGGUGGAGAAGAUGGUUGCUGCCAAUGGAGGAGAGUUUUACUCCAACUACACCUACCAGCAGGUGGUGACGAUGCUGGACCAGAGAGAGGAGGAGCUCAGAGAGCUCUACCAGAAGAAACUGGAGCAGGAAGUAAAAGCUGUGGAGUCAAAGUACGAGGAGAAGCUGAAGGAGGCUCGAGAGGAACGACAGCAGGUGGAGGAACGACUGAAGUCUGAGCUGGAGGAGGUGAAGAGGUACUACCACGCUUUAGAGAGCGGAGUCCGUCAUGUGGUGGAGCAGACUGUGGAAACUGACUCCUUAGAAAAAAUAGUCAAGUUCCAUCAGACUCUGAGACUGAACUGAAGCCUCAGUGUUUGUCAUUGGUCAAACUGACGUCACAAGUUAGAUCACUUCCUCUGCCUCUGAUGAACUCCUGAUCGCUGUGAUGUGGUGACACCUAUUGGAGGAAACAUGCAACAGCAGGGCCUGUGAGCACCAACACACCACCAGGAGAGGACACACAGUCAGUUCAUUUUUCAUUCAUUCAUCCUCCACAUUAUCAAAGUUUUUAUUUUAAGGUGAAAAACGUUGAUCAGAAACCUUCAGCACUCAGUCUUAUACGCUCAGACUGCGUCCUCAUCACUAACACUAUCUUUUUAGCUCUGUAUCAGAAAUUAUCUCUGUCCAGACUAACACACCUGAAAACACACACAUACCUGAGCAAUCACCUACACUGAGCAUGUGCGAGCCGGUGUAAACAGGAAGUAGAUCGUCUCCUCUGAUGGAGGAACAGCAAAAACAGUUGUAGCAUUAAAACAGAGAAUGUAAGUGAACAACAGCUGCAAAGACAACAAGGUCAAUAACACUGUCAUUCAUCAUCAUGUUGUUUUCACCACUGGUAGUCCAGGCUGAUGACAGCCAAUCAGGAGAGACUGUGGCUGUGACUUCAUCAAUUACAAAGGUCUCAGUUUCUGUCCAGACUACAACACUUUUAAUGCUCUGAAACUACAGUCGUGCGGACGGAGGAGAAAACGUAGCAGAAGAGAUGAGUUUAAAAUGAAAACGUAGCAGUGUGGACGUAGCCUUAAACACACCACCGCCAGGCCAAAGAAACCUGGCUCUUCAACCCCUACAAGAGCAACCACGCUCCCAGCACCAGGUCACACUGCUGCUACCUGGAACCACAGCUCACCUGCUCACCAGCAACAGGAGAGUUAGCAUGUAGCGGCUAACUGUAGGAACACAUAGGAAACCAGUGAGCUCCUCAGAGACAGUCAGACAGGUCUCCACUCCACCAGGAAGUAACACAACUCACUGGACUUUAAACACAACAGUGGAAGAGACUGAAGGACUGGGUAAAGACCGGGCUAACCUCAGCUAGCACACCACAGCUACGCAUCACAACUGUUUACGUUUGUUAAUGUACUUACUGAGCUUGUUGUUGUGAUGUCUGCUCACGUUGUCCCUCCCCCACACACCAUGUGGUCUCAGCGGCCAUCUUUGAGUCCACCGUCUUGUGUCUUUUCCUUUGUUUACCGCAAUCUUGUUUGUAGUCUUAAAGGCCGUGUGGUCACAGCACACACACACACACACACACGUAUAUAUUUAUUAGACAUUGUAUGUUCUAUUUUUACUAUCCUUGUAAAUAAAUGUCUGAGUAUCUGC
Molecule: messenger RNA, 3230 nt
Organism: Seriola aureovittata
Lineage: Eukaryota; Metazoa; Chordata; Actinopteri; Carangiformes; Carangidae
Exons: 5
Coding region: 69-1928 (619 amino acids)
Molecular function (GO): GTP binding
Source: RefSeq, a predicted model, not a curated record